CCAGAAUAUUACUCACAAGAUUACUCAGUCAAGAUUCACCAGUUUCAUUUUGCAGCCAUAUCUUAGAGUUGCUAAGCGUAAUUGGUACGUCGAACUAAAUUGUACAAAUGAAACUAAAAAUUUUAAAUUAUAGAAGAAUGCUAUUGGUUUAUUCAUUGAGAUUAUAAAUUUAUUGUAUUCGCAGAGUAUGCAUAUCGAAGCUCAUGCGUACAUAUGUACAUACAUAAAGCACAUAUAUAAGUGAUGAUCAUAUAUCUGUACACAUUUAGCCAACAAAUCUUAAAGCGAUCAAGAUAAAUAUUUCAAGUCUAAUUGAAUUUAGCAAAACACAAAUCAAGUCAAUUGACCACAAAGCUAUCAUGUCGUACCCAAGGGAAAUGGAAAUCUACCCCCAACAACAGGCACCACAAUAUUCCACCAUUUACGUCGAAGAAGAUGACGUUCCAGCGAUGCGGGCGUUCUCGACGAAGUCUCGACGAAUGGCGUUCGUUAGAAAAGUGUUGAGCGUUGUGAUGCUUCAAUUGCUCGUGUGUGCAUCCCUCACUGCUGGCUGCGUCUUAUCGUCGAAGCCAACAAAAUUAUGGAUUCACAAGAAUUACUUUAUCGCAUUCAUUGCAGGAAUAUUUUGGAUUAUGAUCAACAUUGCUGUAGGAUGUUGUCAGGUUGGUCGCGGCCCACCCAGACCUUUAAACAUCAGCAUUUUAGUAUUUGGGACAAUUUGCCUCUCAGUUUUUUGUGCUUUUAUAACAAUAUCGUACAGUCAGGAUGUGAUCCUUUAUGCGCUGUCCUCAACCGUCCUUAUUUUAUUAAUUAUCGUCGUUAUUACAGCUCUUACUCCGAUUGACAUCACCGGAUGGGGAAUUUUGCUGCUUUGCGGUUCUCUUGCCCUCGUCCUUGCGUCCCUCAUGGCAGGAAUAAUUCUCAUUGUCUCACAAAGUGACCGAGAAACCAUGCGGGUGGUGGCCAUUGUGCUUUGUGUCCUAUUCAUCGUUCUUUUAACUGUGUUCAUUCUCUACGACCUGCAACUGAUCGUUGGGGGACGAAAGUACCAAUUGGAAGAAGCUGACUGGCUAUUUGCAUGCCUCAUGUUAUUUGGCGAUAUCGUGAACCUCUUCUUGCAAUUGCUACAACUGUUCGGUCUGAUCCAAAAGAACUAAUUUUGAAAUACUUAAAGUGAUACAUAUGAUUAUUUGUAUGCCACAUUAUGUAAAUAUAAGAAAUAUUUAAACUGUAUUAAAUACUUUAUUCCUAUAUUUAUAACUUAUGUAAGCAGUCAAACUGUGUUUUGAAAUUAUAUUCAGUUAUUAAAACAUUGAGUUAU
Messenger RNA from Folsomia candida, 1321 nucleotides. RefSeq names its product bax inhibitor 1. Bases 360 to 1157 code for a protein of 265 amino acids. Gene Ontology annotation, cellular component: membrane. The record is from RefSeq and is a predicted model, not a curated record. NCBI's taxonomy places the organism in Eukaryota, Metazoa, Arthropoda, Collembola, Entomobryomorpha, Isotomidae. The transcript has 6 exons.